AACUCGUGAACCAGACAAGAAACACAGCAUCCUUCACCGUCUUGAGGUAAAUACCUUGCUUCUUUCUAGGUGCUCGAUUUCAAUUCAGCUCAAUUCGUUCUUUUUCUUCGGUUCGGCUGUUCUUCUCGGUUUUCUCUUCAGCUCCCAGCCCUGACUAGAAUAAAAACCCAGCGGGUUCACGCAAGGCAGGACGAAAGCUAUAGUCUUGACCGUCAUAGACGGCUCAACGACCCUCCUUGAAGAGCUAAAAUGGCAGACCAACAGCAGACUGCCCCAAAGGGAUAUUAUUCAAACACGAACAAAAUCCCCACUGUACAGCAGUUCAUAGAAAAUUUGGACAGAGGCAAGAAGGAACGAGAUCGGCAAAUAGACGAAGCAGUACAAGCAAAGACGCAAACAGCAGAGGCACACAAGCCAACUCCAAAGGGGAAAAAUCAACGUUAUGCCACCGAUCCAGUGACCGGAAAAGAGGUUGUGAUUGAGGAUGCCACGAAGGAGAUGUACACACAUGUCACAGACCCCAAGCUGUCUGUUCCAAAUGCAAAUCUAGGGAAGGAUACCCCCAUCAAAACCGACGCUUCUCAGAAAAACCCCGAAUACAAGGAAGCCCAGGACAUAACAGCGCCGCCAGACCCAAUCGAACCGGGAACGACAUCAGAUGUUCCCAUCCAUGGCGAGAAAACGAACAUCCUGUUCCAUCCUACACCUUCGGUCAGCUACGAGCCCACUUUCGCCAGGCUCGAGAAGCAGGCUGGCGUAGUCUGUGUCACGACUUUCCUUGCCAUCAUCGUCCUUGGGAAAUGGUUUGGUGGCUCAUUAAAGGGGCUCAUUCCCCUUGCUGCAUGUGUUGCCUCCGGAUUUUGGCUUUGGAUGAAGGAAGUCGUUCGAAGUGGACGUGAGGUUGAAUGGGAAAGCGAGAAGGAACGCGGUCGAACUGCCACGCAAAAUUUGCUUCCAGAAUCUGUCGAAUGGAUGAACACAUUGCUUCAAAUUGUGUGGGGCCUUAUCAAUCCCGACAUGUUUGCUUCAGUUGCAGACACUCUUGAAGAUGUCAUGCAAGCUUCCGUGCCUGCUGUCAUAGAGAAUGUCCGCGUUGCCGAAAUCAAUCAAGGAAGCAAUCCGAUCCGAAUCCUAAGUAUUCGAGCGCUUCCAGAUGAUCACAUGAAGGAGAUGAAGAAAGCUAUACAUGAAGAAAACAAAAAGACGAAAGACCCUCAAGAAGCUGCCGCCGAUGAGGAAGGCGGUGACUUUUACAACGUCGAGGUCGCCUUCGCAUACCAUGCUGAACCGACUGGAAAACGUGUAUCAGAGAAAGCUCGCAACAUGCAUAUGCAACUGGUGUUUUACCUUGGCAUCAAAGGGCUUUUCGGCGUCCCUCUUCCAAUUUUCGUUGAACUGCAAGGGCUCGUCGGCACCGUUCGUCUACGGCUUAAUUUGACACCGGAACCGCCAUUCCUUAAAACUGUCACAAUGACUCUGAUGGGAGUUCCUCAAGUCACCGCAGGCUGCAUCCCAAUGCUCGAAAAGGGAGUCAAUCUUCUCAACCUGCCAUUGAUUUCGAACUUCGUCAACUACGCCAUUGGUGCGGCCGCUAGCAUGUACGUAGCACCAAAGUCCAUGAUGAUCGAUGUCAGGUCGAUUCUACAGGGUGAUGAUAUCACGAAGGACGUGCACGCCCUUGGCGUCUUGUGGAUUCGCAUCCACCGUGCCGUUGGACUCAGCAAGCAAGAUAAACGCGGCAGCAAAUGGGGUGGGAGCGACCCAUACAUCACCCUGUCCUUCUCAAAAUAUGGCAAGCCGAUGUACUGCACGCGUGUUAUCACUGAUGAUCUUAAUCCUAUUUGGGAGGAAACUGCGGCACUGCUGGUCACCCCGGAACUCAUUAAGGCUGACGAAAACUUAAGCGUCGAACUAUGGGACUCUGAUCGACACAGCGCAGAUGACAUUGUUGGCAAGAUUGAACUGAGUAUGCAAAAGAUGAUUCAGCAUCCCGGCAAAAUGUUCCCUCAGGUUUCGAAGCUCGCUGGCAUGGAUGCCGGUAGUGAGAUGCCAGGCGAACUACACUGGGAGGUUGGAUAUUUCGGUAAACCCAAGUUUAGACCCGCUCUACGCACUGAUGGAAAGAACUCGGCCCUGCUUCCGGAACUUAAGGACAAGCCGGAACUGCAAGACGAGAAAGGGGUUGCGAACUCCGCUGAGGACGAUGCCGCCCAACACACUCCACCUGAUCCAUUGUGGCCAUCAGGAAUUGUCAACAUUGUCAUUCACCAAAUCGUUAACCUAGAGUUGGAGAAUAUCAAAGGCAGCGUUGGAAACCGCAAGGGCCGUGAAUACGAACCUGCAAAGCCUGCUGGUGAGAGUAAAGAAGAAACAGGCUCACACCUUCCAACAAGCUACUGUACAAUUCUCUUUAAUGACGAGCUUGUCUACCGUACGCGAUCAAAAGCCGUCAGCAGCCAGCCUAUUUUUAAUGCCGGCACGGAGCGUUUUAUCCGAGACUGGCGCUCAGCCAUUGUCACCGUCACCGUCCGUGACUCACGAAAUCGUGAGCAUGACCCAAUCCUUGGUGUUGUGCCACUGAAACUGUCGGACAUCUUGGAUACAAGCUCACAAGUUACCCGAUGGUACCCGCUUGACGGCGGCAUUGGCUUUGGUCGUAUACGUAUAUCACUUUUGUUUCGAAGCGUCGAGACUCGGCUACCACCAAACAUGCUCGGCUGGGACGUUGGCACUUUUGAAUUUACAUCCGAGCGAAUUCUGGCUACAGGAUACAAGAAUGCUGCAAAGCUCAAGAUGCGGACUGGCGGCAGCAGUGGAAAAAUUUCUCGCUCUGAAUGCAAGCCACUUGAAGAAGGUGACGGAUAUUUCUGGGAUCUGCAGCAAGACAACAUCCGUCAAGCUGCUCGCUUGCCCGUGAAAUACCGCUAUCGGUCUCCUAUAGUUUUCGAGUUCCACGUAUCUGGCAAGCGUAAAGUAGAUGCUUACGCUGUUAUCUGGUUGCAUCACCUAAUCGACAACGAAGACACACCAAUCAACAUUCCGAUCUGGCAAACGAGCGCUCCUGCUCGUAUUACGCAGAACUACAUUACUGAAGCUAAUUGUAAGAAUGAAGUUGCUCUGGACGAUCUUAAGGAGGUCGGCCGACUCCAAUUCCGAGGCCGCUUCAAAGCUGGAAUGGAUGAGAGCCACAAGGCAUUCAUUUAUGACAAUGACUCUCGUGAGACCUUCGAAACUUGGGAGGCAUGCCUUGCGGAGGGCGUUCGUACCCGCAAAGUAGACAAAGAAGUGCCAGAAAUUGUCCAGCAACUGCAUGAAGAAUCUCUCUCCGAAGGACGUGACAUUUUGCAGUCAGAGAAUGAAAAGGAGAAGAAGAAGUGGCUUGACAAAUCCGGCAGGGACUGGUCUGGGGCUUUUGGUCAAGAUCCGAAGGCUUAUGUUGACUUUCCAUCACGUCAAAAGCGGCGUGAGCCCGGGGUCGAUCCACCACUGCACGAUCCACACCACCCUAGCGAGGAUGAGCACAGUACUGACGAUGAUGAUGUCUCUGAUUCCAGCAGCGAGAUGGAUCUAGGUAUUCAGGACGCUGACAAUACUGAACACUUUUCACGUCGUACGCUGAGAGGGGAGGAAAAAGAUGACAGCGAACAGAGCAAUGAGCAGCGCAAGAGUCUCUCGACGGUCGAUACGUCUACAAACUCAACUACGGACACCAGCAUAAGCGCAAAAAGUAGUAAAGAUAUCAACAAGCAAAACAAGCGGACUGAGCACCGUAAGCAUAGAGGGAUGAUGCAAUGGAAACCUAUACGAAAUGCGAAAUUUGCUGGCGACGAAAGCUUGAUCGGAUUACGAAAGCUGAAAAACAAGCUGACGGGUGGUCUGGACGGCAGACAGCCCGACGUGGAAACUGAAACCGCAUGAUAUAGGCAUAUGCAUAUGGUGGACACGAAAAUAAAAACGACAAGUUUAGGCUUUUUAAGGAACUUCGGAAGUUUUAAGAGUAUUUAUGCGCUUCAGUUGUAUGAUUAAAACUGGUCGACUACGAGUUGAGAGAACUGAAACAUAAACGACGUCAUAUAAUAUACGUCUUUGGACUUUGCAAUUGUUACGAAAGCCAAAAGUCAUUAUACACACAAACACACACACACACACAUAUAUAUAUAUAUUGAAAUUUUGCGACCAAGAGAUUCUAUAUCAAAGUUUUCACAUUUUCAUUGUAGCAAUGAGGCAAUGAUGUUAGACAUAGUGUCGCGAUGAGAACAAAGUAUCGAACAAGAAAUAC
Verruconis gallopava is the source of this 4279-nucleotide messenger RNA. RefSeq lists its product as uncharacterized. Gene Ontology annotation, molecular function: lipid binding. The coding region runs from base 250 to 3918 and encodes 1222 amino acids. The transcript has 4 exons. NCBI's taxonomy places the organism in Eukaryota, Fungi, Ascomycota, Dothideomycetes, Venturiales, Sympoventuriaceae. The record is from RefSeq and is a predicted model, not a curated record.